Messenger RNA from Octopus sinensis (East Asian common octopus), 2418 nucleotides. Its product is annotated as EF-hand calcium-binding domain-containing protein 7-like. The record is from RefSeq and is a predicted model, not a curated record. Gene Ontology annotation, molecular function: calcium ion binding. The transcript has 18 exons. Lineage: Eukaryota; Metazoa; Mollusca; Cephalopoda; Octopoda; Octopodidae. The coding region runs from base 274 to 2220 and encodes 648 amino acids.
UGGUUUACGUCAGCCAGGAGCAAAAGCAGUAGAAAGUAAAGCUACGUAGACGUAUAGCUUGCGGAAAGCAACGGAAAAGAGCGGAAAUAACCGAUCAAUGUCACUUGUUGCCGAGCAAUGUUUUGUUUAUAUGAUGGCGGGUAUAUGUUCAGUCUUUUAUGAACAUAUAUCCAAUUCAUCAUAUAUUUUAAUUAUUUAACAAUCAAUCGGAUUGCUUUUUUUUUUCUAAUUAGAAAGUGAUACAGCGAAUAAGGUUUCAUUGUAAAAUCAACGAUGUCCACACCUCAACCUCUAAAAAGAACAUUCCAUAACAGCAAUAAAGAUGAUGAAUUCAUUCUUGACUGCAAAGCUGCCUACCUUUCAGUGUUUAAGUCAAUUAAAGAUUCCAUAAACAGCUUGGAUGAUCUGGUUUUAGUUCUUCAACAAACUGGUCGAAACCCCUCAAAAAAAUCUCUCGAAAAAUACAGAAAACAGGUAAAAGCUUCUUUGAGCUUUGAUGAUUUCUGCAAGAUAUGCUCCGAUGAACCUCAAACAACUACAAAUGAAGUUCUCCAAGCAUUCCGAUGUCUUGACACAGAUGGUGAUGGCUACAUCUCCUACACCAAACUGCUUAAUCUUAUGACAACAAAAGGAGAGAAAAUGUCUUCUGCUGAUGCCAAAAUACUGAUGGAAGAACUCAAUAUUGAUAGUAAUGGAAUGAUAGACUAUAAAAAGUUUAGCAAAACAAUGGAAGAAACUAUUCUAAAAACUAAAGAAUUAUCCAAAGCAUUAAUGAACUCCAAGUUCAAGAAUCCAACAGAAAUGUCCAAUAGUGCUUCUUCAAUGAACACCAGCAGUACAUUCAAAACUUCUCUCUCUGAUUCAACAUCAUCUCCAGAGAAAAUUGUUGAAAUCAAAAGCCAAAAUGAAAACAUUUCAUUUGAGAACGAUGUUAUUGAGGAGUCAAUAAUCAUCAAUGAUGAUAAUAAUGAUGAUGAUGAUGAUGAUGAUAUUGUCAUACCCACCACUUCUUCAACUGAAGCCACUGAAAUCAAGAGAGAUUCCUUGAAUAAAUCUGCUGAUCAGUUGCAAUUAGAAAGAAAGACUAAAACAUUAUCAGCUGCAGUAGAAGCGUCUACUGUUCCUGAUCCAAAAACCAUCGAACUUUGGACUCAUCUGAAGAGCUGUGGCUGUUUCUUCUUGGAAAAUACAGAAAUUUCAAGUCACCACUUUAAGCUGAGUCUGCCUAAUUUUACCAAUGUAUGGUUCACAAUACACCCAGUCUUUGGACCAGAAAAUCUCUCAAAGGAAGACCCUCAAAUUGAUACAAUGCUUUGCAUUUUCAAAUAUAAACCAGAUGGAACCAAAAGCUUUCUUGCACUCAGUGAGAUGAAGACAAAAUCUGGAAGAUUUUGUGUUCGCUGUGAUUUAUCUGCUGGGCAUUAUAUUCUUAUCCCUUUCACAACUGGCUGCAGGUUCCGUCCCCGAAGUACUCAACCUCAAGAAGUUAUUCCACUCGUCAAGAAAUCUUCUUCAGGGGAGAUUACUCUGACUAGUCCUUUCAAGAAAUCUCUAGAAAAAAUAUUUGACCUCUGCGACCUUGACAAAAAUGGCAAACUCAGUCGCAAAGAACUUAGUUUUUUCCAUUAUUGUACAAGUGGAGAACAGUUAACUGCUCAAGAGUGGCAGAUUGUUGAAGAAAGGUUUGACUUGAAUGAUGGUGAACUGACACAGUUAGGUUUCCUUAAUUUACAUGAAAUGGAGGCUGAAGACAACAACGGCGAUGCUGAAGAUUUAUGGAUCACACUUGACAGUAUGGGAUUGAACCGAGCUUUAGUUCUUGACCAAGCUUUUCAAUUUGAACUGAAUGUGUUUCUUGAGGAAUCUCCAGAGGCUAUUCUUGAUGUUUUAAAUGUUGAAAGUGGUGGAGUUGAUCUGGAAAAAGCUAUAUGUGAAUCUGUUAUCAACAAGGGAUUCUCGUGGAAUGUUGGAAAUGCACCUGAUAUUCUGAUUCAUGAAUACCACAGUGACGCCAGAUAUACUGCAGUCAUCCAGAACCUUAGUAAGGACAAAGUAACUACACGUGUAGACAACACUGGAAGUAUGAAUUGUUGCAGCAACACAAACCAAUUCAAAAACACUGUAGAUGUACAGCCAUCAUCUUGUAAGGUUUGUCAAUUUUUGGUACCAUGCAAUGAAAAGGAAACAUGGACAGUCGAAUGUUCUGCAACAGUCGUCUGAAGAAUGCAUAUGGUACUUAUUUUAGUAUGAAACUGUAAUAUUCAAAUAGUGGAGGUUCUGUUAAAAUUCCUAUUGCAGAAAAUAUUACAAAUACAUACAUUUUUUCCAAUGCUAGCAUGGGCUGAACAGGUUUGUUCUAACCCAGCAUCUUAGCUUUGUCAUUUGGUAUACACAACAAUAAAGAAAACUACAAUUCUU